Molecule: messenger RNA, 1767 nt
Organism: Anisakis simplex (herring worm)
Lineage: Eukaryota; Metazoa; Nematoda; Chromadorea; Rhabditida; Anisakidae
Source: the annotation of a GenBank genome assembly
AUGUAUCGCCUAGAGGAGAUGGAUUUGCAUGAGGAGGUGUCCAAUCGCAACAAUUUGCCUGAAGAGGAUAUCAGCAUAACUGGUGUAAACUCGGCACUCAGUACCAAAGACCGGUCGUAUUUCAUUGAUCUUUGUGAAAGAUGCGACAAUGCUGAAGAUGCACGAAAGAUUCUCAGCCUGUUCGAUACGAUUUCGGAUGAUGAUGUCGAUCUUCUUGCACCUACUUUACCGAUAUUAGCUGCCCGUCAAUGGCCUAUUCUCAAUGAUCGAAUUAAAGAAGUGGUGAUGAAAUUCAUCAACUUUACAAGCAGCCGUCUUGUACGAAAAGCGGCGAUUGCUGCUCUACGGUGCUUAGUUCCAGUUGAUAGCUCCAAAUCAUGGAGCGAAUUCUUUGUCCUGAUUAAUGCACUUGACGAGCCUCAAUUUCAUUUGGUUGAACCGGCAUUGACGAAGUUUGAUCUGCUGUUGAAUGAUUGUUUAGAAAGUGCAACUGAAGAUGGCGUCACAGUACGUUGGAUUCAAGUACUCUUCAUGAAGGCAAUUAUCCAUUCGAAUGGCUGGAUUAUUGUAACACAUCUGCUGCCUGCACUCAAUGGUAACGAUGUAUUAUGGCGUUUAAUUGAUAGUGGCCAGCUUGAAAAGUUCAUUGUUGAUUUGGGAACCUUCUUAGAAGAAGUCGCAUCGAAUAUAGUUAUUUACAAACGAAGCCAGGAGCUGCCACUAAAUUUCGUUGAAAGUGUUCGUGAACAUAUAGGAGCACGAAUUUUUGCCAUGGAAGGAACGGGAGAGGGGACGAAAAAUAUGGUGGGAGAAGGGAGAGAUAGAACCGAUUUGGUGAUGAAGGGAGACGAGAAGAAUGGAAUGAAGGCAGUUGAUGCGAAAUUGAAGGAAUGUACGGCGAAAGAAUAUGUUGCAAAUGAAGUCAAUAAGAAUUGCGCAUAAAUUUUUGACGCACUGUAUAAGCGACUUUUUGCGGUCGGAUUCGGAGACGGAAAUAACUGGAUUCCGUUAGCAUUGCAGAAGAUCGAAGAGGGAAUUAAUGAUGCUAAACAUGCAGUGUUGCUAACCUUCAUAAAUGCACAACUUGCUGCUAUGAAGUCGAUUCCAAUUAAAUUUGACGAAUGUGUGGGGAAAUAUUUGAAGGAACACUUGAAGAAUGAAAAGCUGACAUGUAUGAAUCAUGAUCGGGAUUCCAUAUGGGAAACAUUAGUAACGAAUAAACUCAAAUUAUUUCUCCAGUUUCAACAGAUUCCUGAAUUGUCUUUGGAAGACUUAUUUCAUAAUUGCACGAGUGGGUUGAACUCAUCGUCUUCUUGGGAUUGUCAGUUGGUGCAGCUCGACGUGAUCAGCGCACUUCUUCCAAGGAUAGAUAAUGUUGGUAAGGUUAUCGAAGCAGUCAGAUCUUGUGCAGUUGUCGUUGAAGAAUGCAAAAAUUCUCGUCAUUAUUUGGCUGCAAUUAAGAUUUUGCUCAACAUAUGUAUUAAUGGAAGGAUGCUCUCCAUGAUUGGAGGCAAUCGAAACUACACGGAUGUAAUCGAGCGUUUAAAAGAAAGAGCUGAGCGUAAUGAGGAGGUAGCAUUCGCCAUAUGUGAAGCAUUGGAUAAUGUUGAUGAGCAUUUGAAUGAAGAAUGGAUAGCAUUAAUUGUUACUCUUAGUUGUUAUGUAUCUGCAUCGAACAAGCACAAUCAUGUUCUUCAUAACGCAUACAAAAUGGCAUAUUCUUCCCCAUACGCCGCUUUCCUACCCACUUCACCGGCACAACAGUAA